AUGUACCUGCGAGAGCUCCUGCUGCAUGUACACGAAGUAGUCAGCAGCAAAAUUAAUCGCAUAUCAAAGUGCACUGUGCUAAAUAUAGAACCCGAAGGAAGAGCCAAACCAUCGUUAUUGAACCAUCAAUUGACGGAACCCGUUUUGAAAAAGGAAAAAAUCGAAGGAGAAAGCGAUGAAACAACAAGAAAAACUCGUCAACAAAUAAACAAGCUCACAGAAAGACAACGAGCGAUACUCAUUAGGACGUUCGCAGAAGUGGAGAAGAACCUUGUGAAGAAUGGCCUCAAAAUACUCCUUAUGCUCUUCGCUGAGGAUCCCCAUUACAAACAAAUAUGGCCCCAGUUUCGAGAAAUACCAGACUCUUCCUUGAUGAACGCUAUCGAGCUCAGUUUACAUGUGUGGACUGGGUGCAAUUAUCAACUCUAUGAAUCGAGAGAACGAUCUCGCCAUCCAGAUGAACCGAAUCGCAAAGGCGCACAUCAAAUGGAACGUGCAUCGGGUCCACAUCGUGAAAUGUUGGAACCAGUACUUGCUGUAGUGAAAGAAUGCAACGACGACUUCGACAACGAGACAAAACAAGCAUGGACCACCUUAUAUCACAUUAUUGCCGACCUCAUUGAAAUCUUCGUAUAA
Molecule: messenger RNA, 636 nt
Organism: Ostertagia ostertagi
Lineage: Eukaryota; Metazoa; Nematoda; Chromadorea; Rhabditida; Trichostrongylidae
Source: the annotation of a GenBank genome assembly